GAAGCCGCUGCAUCCACAGCACUGCCUCCGUUCGCACUAUCGCCAGCAUGAAGGUCCUGUUUGUUUUUGCCGUGGUGCUGGCCCUGGCCACCGCCAGCGAUCUCCGUCGCUACGGAGGAGAGCAGGAGGAGGAGGAGGACAGCGACCACACCCCCUACCAGUUCAGCUACUCUGUCGACGACGAAGACACCGUGUUCUCCCAGAGUGAGGAGGGCGACGAGGACGGUGACGUCACUGGAGAGUACUCUGUCAACCUGCCCGACGGCCGCGUCCAGACAGUCAGGUACUUCGGCGACAACGAGGACGGCUACACGGCCGAGGUCAGCUACGAGGGCGAGGCCCAGUACCCUGAGGACCAGUCGUACCAGGCCGAGGAACGCGAGGAAGAGGAAGAGGAGGAAGAGGAAGAGGAGGAGGAAGAGGAAGAAGAGGAGGGGGAGCUGGUUCCCAUCUAUGCUUACCGGCCAGUGUACAACUAAAUGUUACAUGCGAUGUCAGCAGGGAACGGUUCGUGCUUAAUUCCCCGACAAACGAGUUUCUCCUGCAUGUCUCUCCGGAGUCCCACUAGUCUGUUGAUCAGGAGAAGUAAAUACAUCGUUUGUACACUAGUGAAAAUCAAACAUCUGUGUGCAAGUGAGUCCUAAGUGCAUUUACCUCACAUAGGAUAGAGUAGCUUUGUUCUUGUCUAUUACAGCGCGUGUCGUUUUAUCAGGAGGAUGGUUUGUGAAAGAGGCCUCGCAUCGACUGUAUUGAUGUUAUUUAAAACGAAUACAACUGUGUCAGUAA
Molecule: messenger RNA, 786 nt
Organism: Pollicipes pollicipes
Lineage: Eukaryota; Metazoa; Arthropoda; Thecostraca; Pollicipedomorpha; Pollicipedidae
Product: pupal cuticle protein Edg-84A
Exons: 2
Coding region: 48-479 (143 amino acids)
Cellular component (GO): extracellular matrix
Source: RefSeq, a predicted model, not a curated record